Molecule: messenger RNA, 1581 nt
Organism: Symbiodinium natans
Lineage: Eukaryota; Dinophyceae; Suessiales; Symbiodiniaceae
Source: the annotation of a GenBank genome assembly
AUGGGUGGGUCUGAUGCCGAAGCGGUCAGUCAUUGGUCUUGGCCAGCUCCUGGUGCGACCUUGCAUCUGCCAGCUGCCAGUCUUUUACAACGCGAGGCAUUCAGCUGUGCCGUCGUGGUUGCCCCGCCGAUGUUCUUCCAGGUUCGCUUUCCAAAGGCUAUGCGGACGACACAUCCCGCUGAGAAGUGGCAGCUGACGGUCAGCGGGCGUCGCCAACUUGUUCAGGGAGCUGUGGCAUUGGCCACCUGCCAGCCUGCCGUUGCCUGGACUUUACGGCCUCGAAACAAUGCCGAGUUUGUGCGAGAUAUUGUUCAACAAGUUGUUGCUGAAGCGCCUGGAUCCCCACGUAACCAAGCAGACUUGCCUGAUGAAGAGCAAGUUCUCUUGCAGAUCUGGACUGCAGCGUGCAUGUACGGCCUUGAUGCCGAGCUCAUCAAGGCUGGUGGACGAGGGGAGUGGGAAUCUGCAUUGCUGGAAGGGUUGCGGGAUCUGCGUGCUACUCGAUGGGCCGAUGGUAUUCAGUGGCUUGGAGAUACCCUCCUCAGCAACUUUGGCGUGAAUCCGACCUGGGAUGGUCGCGAACAUACCUCCAAGCGCCUCAUCGAUGCUGCAGACCGCUUGCUAGAAAAGCUCGGGGAUCCAUAUGCGCAGUAUUACCCGCCGGAGGAAUGGACUGAGAUGACUCAGGUUGCCGAGGGCGGCGAUGUUGCCGGCAUUGGUGUUGCUUUCUCUCAAGACACAACUCGUGGGAGGGGAGGGUCUCCAGAGGUUGUGGCAGUCAUCAACGGGAGCUCAGCAGCAUCUGCGGGCGUCAUGGUUGGUGACCGUUUGGUGGAAGUGGAUGGGCAAUCCGUGCGGGUGCCAGCAGAUGCGGCCCGGUGGAUUCCUGGCCGACCAGGCACCUGGGCCAACGUGAAGUUCCAACGCAAAGCCUCCGAAGGAGGCUCAUCAGAGUACUCUCUGACUUUGCAGAGACAGCCGAUGCGAGUUGAGCCCGUGGAAUUUCGAGUUCCAUCCCAUGGUGUGGGUUACAUUCGGAUCAUCAGCUUCAAUGGGCCAGAUGUGCUGAAGCCGCUUCACCGAACGCUGCAAGAUGUGGCCAGGCAGCGGCUUCGUUACCUCGUCUUGGACUUGCGUGACAAUCGUGGCGGCCGCUUGAGCGAUGCACAGCGCGCCACUUCGGAGCUGCAGCAACAGCUCAUGGACAAGAGGAUAGAGGGGCUGGCCGUGCUGGUGAACGCGAAGAGCGCCUCAGCUUCUGAGAUGAUGGCAGCGGAGCUUCGGCGGGCGAAGGUCCCCGUGGUCUUCUGCGGGGACGGAGUGCCGAAGACCUUUGGGAAAGCCGAGGAGCAGGAGGCCAUUGAGCUCAGUGACGGAGGCGCGCUGCUUCUGACAACUUCGCGCUGGGCCGCGGAGGGCUUCUCUGGCGUGGCUGCUGAUGUAGCCUGCGGCUGCUCAAGCAACCUCCAGUCAGCUGCAUGUGAGACCACCGACUGGGAGCACUGCAUUCGCUGCGCGGCCUCCAUAGUUGCUGAGGGGGGUGCUGCGACUUCCGCCAGCUGGAAAAGACUCCCAUGCUGA